Molecule: messenger RNA, 1785 nt
Organism: Stylophora pistillata
Lineage: Eukaryota; Metazoa; Cnidaria; Anthozoa; Scleractinia; Pocilloporidae
Product: glycoprotein endo-alpha-1,2-mannosidase
Molecular function (GO): alpha-mannosidase activity
Source: RefSeq, a predicted model, not a curated record
GUCCGCUAAAAAAGAUGAGCCUGCAGUUUUCAAAACAACUUGUAUGGAAAAGAGUAGAGGAAACGUCACGCUCGUUUGAUCAGGGAAAGCGCCGAGUUCUAUUUGUUGCCGUCCUGGUACUCUUUCUUCUUGGCUGUUUAGCAACCUUCACAGUUAUUUCUUCUGAGGAGAGAAGGGAUGGAACGCCAAAAGUAUUAAAUCCACAAGAACGGGAAGAAGAUCUGAAUCUGAAAGGAUCUGACGAUGAAUUGCCUUCGGAAACCAAUCAAACAAGCCAAGAGGUUGACCAUGAAGAAGGCAAUCAGGAAACAAUGGAUAUAAAUCACGCGAAAGAAGAAAACCCAAGCACACCGAACAAAGAACAUGUGUACGAGGAAGAUUUGUUUCCUGAACCUAACUAUAACAUCCACAUAUUUUAUUAUGCUUGGUAUGGAAACCCGGAGCAUGAUGGACAGUAUGUUCAUUGGAAUCACCGAUUCCUCCCUCAUUGGAAUCCCGAUAUAGCCAGGCGUUAUAAACAAGGUUCUCACACCCCUCCUGAUGACAUUGGAUCUAAUUUCUAUCCUGCAUUAGGCCCUUACAGUUCAAAAGACCCAUCUGUAAUUACAGACCACAUGAGACAAAUGAGGACUGCUGGAGUAGGGGUGGUUGUUCUCUCGUGGUACCCCCCUGGUAAAGCAGACAAUGAAGGGAUCCCUAGUGAUAGUUUAGUACCUACACUCUUAAAUGCAGCAGAUAAGUAUAAGCUCAAAGUAACCUUACACAUUGAACCUUACAAGGAUAGGAAUGAUAAAACACUUCAUGAUGAUGUCAAAUACAUCAUUGACACCUAUGGCAAACAUAAGGCUUUCUAUAAAUACACAGUACAAGAUGGAAGAGAUUUACCCAUGUUGUAUGUAUACGACUCCUACCAUACCCCAGCAGAAUCAUGGGCACAGUUGCUGACACCUGGAGGAUCACACUCAGUACGUAACACAGAGUAUGACUGUACAUUUAUUGCUCUGAUGGUCGAAAUGAACCACAGAAAGUACAUAGACACUGCUCUUAUCCACUGGGAUCCUGAGACAGGCUAGGUUUAGUUAACAGACUAAAGGAUAUAGGAUUAUAGUGUGGCUUAAUGGUAAGCAUGUGGACACCCGAUCAAAAGUUUUGUUGUCUUGUGAAGACACCUUAACUGGUGUCUAUCCAUAAGAGGCCUAAAGGACUAAUCAACCUGUGUGGUUCUUGUAUGAAUCUGAUUGAAGGUGAUCAGUAGACAAAAUUGGGUUAAAAUUCACCAUGGCCUCUAUUCUUUUAAUUUGGACGUGGGAUCAGAAAACCAGGUCUAGUGCACAAAGUGGAGAACCUUUGGAGGGAACUUGCCAGCAACAAAACGACUUUAGCAAUGCCUGUUGCUCAAAAAUAAACUUAAUGAAUACUUACCUUCAGAUAAAAAUGUUGUUACUUUUUUAAAGCAGUGGUCUUCAUUUUUGAAACUGGCCCAAACAAGAAGAAAAUGAGUAAUACUGUGACUCAGUAACAGUGAGACCACAAGUCCAAAUACCAUAAAGCUUGAUGGGGUUAUGGCUAAGCAAUCCAGAUUUAAAAACACAGAAGAUCAAUUGGAGAUUCUACAACCCAAACCACCCACAACCAAGGAAAGGUCACACACAAUGGGCUGAACUUCAGCUAGUGUUGCCUUUAGAAGCUGGCAGGCAGUUGAAACCCACCUGCUACCACACCAUUUUGUAUGGUCUACUCUGUAAAUUGCGAUCAAUAAACUGUUAUGUGAAAAAGUGAAAACCA